Messenger RNA from Fonsecaea nubica, 1257 nucleotides. Its product is annotated as di-trans,poly-cis-decaprenylcistransferase. The record is from RefSeq and is a predicted model, not a curated record. Gene Ontology annotation, molecular function: ditrans,polycis-polyprenyl diphosphate synthase [(2E,6E)-farnesyl diphosphate specific] activity. Gene Ontology annotation, cellular component: membrane; lipid droplet; endoplasmic reticulum. NCBI's taxonomy places the organism in Eukaryota, Fungi, Ascomycota, Eurotiomycetes, Chaetothyriales, Herpotrichiellaceae. The transcript has 2 exons. Bases 1 to 1257 code for a protein of 418 amino acids.
AUGCCACACCGUCAUAUAUCCAAUCUUCGCCAAUGGCUCCUCUCCUCGCCGCCCGCAGAAUGGGCCCUCAAUCAACUGCGUGAACUCUUAAUCGGUGCUCUCCGCCAGGGCCCUGUGCCUAAACAUGUUGCGUUUGUCAUGGAUGGGAAUAGACGAUAUGCAAAGAAUAACAGGAUCGAGACCGUUGAAGGACAUAAUUUGGGUUUUGAGGCAUUGGCAAAGAUCCUGGAAGUGUGCUAUAAAUCUGGUGUGCACACCGUAACGAUAUACGCCUUCAGCAUCGAGAAUUUCAAGCGCAGCAAAUACGAGGUUGAUGCCUUAAUGUCCAUGGCUAAAAUCAAGCUAAAGCAGCUUGUGCAACACGGCGAGCUGUUGGAUCGAUACGGUGCGAGGAUACGAAUAUUAGGCCAACGAGAGUUAAUCAAGCCGGAUGUCCUCGAGGCGGUGGAUAAAGCAGUCGAAAUGACCAGCAGGAAUGAGGGGAACUGUGUCCUGAACGUCUGUUUCCCCUAUACCUCGAGAGAAGAAAUUACGAGUGCGAUUCAGAGCACGGUGGAGGAAUGGACAACGCCAUUGCCAGAGGAUAUCCACGGCAAGGGGAGAAACAGCACUUUUAAGGAGGAGAGAAUAGCGAGCACCAUUUGGUCCGAACAGUUUUCACAACACACAGCAUCGACAUCGACCACAUCGAGAACAUAUUUGUCGCCCACUGGGGCGGAUAUGCGAUCACCUUCAUCGAGCACCACGAGCUUGUCAUCUUAUUCGCCCGACCAGUCUGAUCGUGACCACGACGCCUCGUCAGUGUCAACCGCAACCACCCUUCACCACGAUGAUAACAACACGUCGCCCUCACCACCACUGCGCCCACUAACGACAUCCCAAAAGUCUACUCAGCAGACUCCACAGUAUCCUUCGCCUGAGCUAAUCACUCCGGCGACAAUCACCUCGCACACAUACACAGCCAGUUGCCCACCCAUUGACCUGCUCAUCCGCACAUCGGGGGUGUCGCGGCUCAGCGACUUUAUGCUCUGGCAAUGCCACGAGUCGACGCAGAUUGUAUUUCUGGACGUGCUGUGGCCCGAGUUCGACUUAUGGUCAUUCCUGCCUGUGCUGUGGGAGUGGCAGUGGCGCAAACGGCGCGAGCAAAGAGAUGCCCAAGAAAGCGAAGGACGGGCAGAAGACAAGAGGAGAGGGAAAUCAUCUAGCGCCAGUAAAGCGAGGAAAGCUAGUGGUAUGGCCCAGGUUCACGUUUCGUGA